Molecule: messenger RNA, 4212 nt
Organism: Trichogramma pretiosum
Lineage: Eukaryota; Metazoa; Arthropoda; Insecta; Hymenoptera; Trichogrammatidae
Product: tetratricopeptide repeat protein 21B-like
Exons: 11
Coding region: 47-3985 (1312 amino acids)
Biological process (GO): intraciliary retrograde transport; protein localization to cilium
Cellular component (GO): intraciliary transport particle A
Molecular function (GO): protein binding
Source: RefSeq, a predicted model, not a curated record
UAUUUUUUUAUGAUUUAGUUUGUAAGAGCUGCAUUACAAAAUUGCAAUGGAAGAAAUAGAAUAUGAAAGUAUUGUUCAAUGGUAUUGCCAAAAAAAGUAUUACAAAGAUAUGCUAUCUCAUGCCAAAAAAGCAUCAGAAGCAUUUUCUUUAAGCAAAAGAUUGAAAGUUUAUUUUGCUCUUGCUUGUGCCUUAAAUAAACACAACAAUGAAGCACUGAAAGUCUGCUCCACUCUUGGUUCUCAUGAAACUACAGAUGUUGCUUUGGCUGUAUUACUUAUUCAAAGUUAUGUGUACAAAUAUCAAGGUACAACUGAUAGAAUGGCUAUGGCACAGUUAGAUGCAAAAAUUAGAGAGGAUAGAAAUAAGUCAACCGCAUUAGCAUUAUCAAUUGCAGCAAUGGUUGCAUUAUUAUUUGAAAAUUAUGACAGAGCUAAUGACUUUUCUGAGCGUUCAUAUAAUCUUGAUCCAGAUGAUGAAAAUGUACUCUUGGCCAGGGGUUGGUGUUUAUUAGCUUCAAAAGAUCCAUCGCAGAAACCUGGAAACUUUUUUGAAGUAGUACUGAAAGAAAAUAAUAAACAUUUCAAUGCUCUUCUUGGCUCUGCUAAGUGCAGAGAACUACGAGGCGAUCAUUCUGGAUCUAUGCUUAUUUUAAAUCAAUUAAUCGUGAGAUAUCCGAAAAUUGCUAUACCGCUUGUCGAAAAAAUGAACAAUUUGUUGGCUAUGAAAGAGUGGGAUCAAGUACUAGAGACAUCAGGACGUAUUUUGUCCCUCGAAGGUAAUAAUCUCGAUGCAUUUCGCGUAAGAGCCAUAGUGGUAAUAUGCCGAGAUGGAGACUACAGCGAGUCUGUAAAGCAUGUUCAAACAUUCUUCCGUAAUCUCGUCGUGGCUGAGCCAAAGAACAUAGAUUUGUUUGUUGACAACGUACAGCUCAUCACUGGAAUAGCUGUGAAAAAUCAAACGAUCCUGAGUGAACUGUUCAAAAUAGUUGAUAAAGUGUCACAGCAAAACCCUGGAAACGCUUUGCUCACCGUAGAGCUAGGUAACGUCUGUUUAGGGCUCAGUAAAGCCAAGGACGCGGAGCACUGGUACAGAGCGACAGUACGUCUCGACGAGAGCUCUUACGCCGGUCUCAUCGGCUUGGCGCGGUGUCAGCUGCGAGAUCUCGAUCCGAAAACGUUGCCCAGCGACGAUCUGACGCGUCAGCAGCUCGACUACAUCGCCGAUUUGCCCGAAGCCGUUAAGAGCUCCGAAUUGAAACUACUCUACGCCAAGAUGUAUCGAGCGAAGGGUAGCCGGGCCCUGGAAUUUCUCGAGGAAGCUGCUAGCUUUGCUUUCGAGAGCGUCGAUGGAUGGUGUUACGGAAGCGAUUACCUGAAGCGACUCAGGCCCGAUCUGUGCCUCGACAUAGUCGACGAGUACCUCAUACACUUGCCGAGCAGCAGCAGCGGCUUGACCGAGGGCAGCGUCAACGAGAAUCGCGCCACUUGCGCCAAGUUGCUCGAGAUGGUCGUCGAGGCUUGCCCCGGAUUGAGCACGGCCCUCUUGACCAUCGGCCGCGUCAAGAUGCAAAUGGGUGACUUUGAGGGAGCCUCGGCCGCCCUCAAGCGACUGCUCGACUCGGUCGACCGGACCAACGCAGCUGGCCACCUGCUGAUGGCUCGCAUACUGGUCAUGCAGGGCCACUACGAGAGCGCCUCGCAAACCCUCGAAGUCGGUCUCAGCUAUAACUUCAAGGUGAGGGACGAUCCGCUCUACCACAUGAUCGUGGGCACGGUGGCCAAGGAGAACGGCGACCUCGAGGCAGCCAUCAAGAACUUGGAGCAAGCCCUGGCUAUAUCUCGCGUCAAGGAUCACCCCUCGAGUACUCGUCUGUCCACGGCCGAUCAAGCGACUCUGUACCUGGAGCUCAUAUCGGCCUAUGCGGCGUUGCGUCGUUUUGCCGAGGCCAGCCAAAUGGUCGAGGAGGCCCGAGGCAAAUUGGCCAGUGGGCCUGAAUACGCUCGAAUCGUCGUUGGCCACGCGGAGCUCUGCGUCAAAAUGGACGACGUCGAGCGGGCCAUCGACAUGCUCAAUGGCAUACAGCCCGGCGAGGGCUACUACCUGCAAGCUCAUACCAAAUUGGCCGAGAUCUACUUGAAGGAAAGGAAAGAUCGAAAUUCCUUCGCCAAAUGCUUCAGAGAUUUGGUGGCAAAUUGCCCGGGACCGGAAACCAACGCUAUGCUUGGCGACGCUUAUUUGUCCAUUCAAGAGCCCGAGCGAGCCAUCGAAGCCUACGAGUUGUCUUUACAGCACAGGCCAAGGGACCGAAUAAUUGCGCGUAAGAUGGGCCAAGCGCUCGUAAAAACGCAUCAAUAUGCCAAAGCAAUCGCGUACUACAAAGAGGCAGUGAGCAAAGACGAUUGCCAAGAUUUAAAGCUUGACAUGGCUCAGCUGCUUAUGAAACUCAAGCAGUUUGACGAGGCUGAAGCUGCAUUACUUGAAGACCUUAACGAAGCUCGAGGAAGCAAUGACAUUCUAGCUCUGGAGAUUCGCGGUAAACAGCUACUUCUAUUGGCGCAAGUACGCGAGCGCUCAGGCAACAUCAAGGGUGCUUUGUCGACCUUAAAAGAGGCCAAAGAGAAUCAAGUGCGCUACGUGCAACGAGCCUCUUUGUUGCCCAACUUGCUCGAUCAAAAAAAUGUCCUUGCCGACAUUUGCUUCACAAUGGCCGAGCACAUGUACUCCAUGAGAGAUUACGCUCAAGCAGUCGAGCACUACAAGGAGGCGCUGACCUACAAGCCGAACGACGUCAAAGCCCUCCUCUCCUUGGCCAAGCUCUACAUGCAGAUGAAUGAACUCGAAAAGUGCACGCAGUACUGUAAAAUGCUCUUGAAUGCCGAUUCAAAUAACGAGGCAGCUUGCGUGAUGAUGGCUGAUUUGGCUUUCCGAAAGGUUGACUUUGACACGGCAGCAUUUCACUUCAAGCAGCUAUUGCUACAAAAACCGACCUACUGGACCGCGCUAGCUCGUCUCAUCGAAGUAUCUCGUAGAACUGGUAACGUGGACGAUUUGGACGAGUGGCUGCACAGGGCCAAGCAGUCGAUGCGAUCGGGAAAGAUAGAAGCCGGUUACUAUUAUUGCGCGGGUUUGUUGGACUGGCGAACGAAUCGUUUGUCAUCGGCAUUGAAAAACUUUAACGCAGCUCGGCGAGAUCUCGAAUGGGGUCAGCAAGCUAUAUACAAUAUGAUUGAGAUUUGCCUCGAUCCCGAUGACGAUUCCAAUGCUUUAUCCAGCGAGCUUUUCAUCGACGAAGAAAUGAGCAGCGAGGACGCGCGAGGAAUGGCUUUGAGUACUGCUCAAAGGUUACUGCAAGAUCUUAAUCCGAAAGGCAAUCCACAAGAGCAGUUGACUCACCGAUUGUUGAGUAAUUUCUAUUUACUCGCUACGAAGCAAAAGGUAAACGUCGAGCUAGCUUUGCAGGAUUGUACAGAGCUCGCGAAUCACGAAUCACUGAGAGAUCAUGUUGGGCCGGCGCUGGGCUUGGCAACCGCGCAUAUCCUAUUAAAACAGCAGCCUCGAGCCAGGAACCAUUUAAAAAGAGUCAGUAAAAAUACGUGGACUUUCGAGGAUGCAGAAUACCUUGAAAAGUGCUGGACGCUUCUCGCUGAGAUCUACACACAAUCGUCGAAAUACGACUUGGCCAGCGAGUUGCUGCGACGCGUUAUCCAGCAUAAUGCCACUUGCGUAAGAGCCCACGAAAUAUCCGGCAUUAUCGCCGAAAAAGAGCAAAAUUAUAAAGAAGCUGCAAAGUCCUACGACUUGGCAUGGCGCUACGGGGGUAGACAAAAGCUCACUAUUGGCUAUAAAUUGGCUUAUUGUAAUUUCAAAAGCAAGCGCUUCGCCGAUGCGAUUGAGAUCUGCAAUCAGGUACUCAAAGCCAAUCCCGACUAUCCAAGAAUAAAAAAGGACAUUUUGGAAAAGAGUAUAAACAAUCUGCGAACAUAGAUUUUAUUAUAGGUUUGAUUUGACUUUUUUGUGUACUUACAUUCUACGUUUUUAUUGACUCGUAAGCUUCAAUUAAAACUCACUUGUACGAACUUGAAAAUAAUAGCAUAUAGUGUAAUGGAAUGUAUUUCAUCCGUCCAGUUUUCGUUAAUUUAAUAAAUAUAGGUAGUAUGGUUAUAUGUGAGUGUAGUUGUUUUCAUUUUUUGUUGUUUUUCUGUCGGAACGAG